Liolophura sinensis is the source of this 5292-nucleotide messenger RNA. Its product is annotated as condensin complex subunit 1-like. Gene Ontology annotation, molecular function: histone binding. Lineage: Eukaryota; Metazoa; Mollusca; Polyplacophora; Chitonida; Chitonidae. Bases 57 to 4577 code for a protein of 1506 amino acids. Gene Ontology annotation, cellular component: nucleus; condensed chromosome, centromeric region; condensin complex. Gene Ontology annotation, biological process: mitotic cell cycle; meiotic chromosome condensation; mitotic chromosome condensation. The record is from RefSeq and is a predicted model, not a curated record. The transcript has 34 exons.
AGUUUGCGAAGGCGAAGAAAAUUGUUUAUCCCCUAGUCCAUGUAAAAGGCGUGAAGAUGGCCCAGGAAUUUGUUAUACCGUUGUCACGGGAUGACUUGCUCAAUAAAACAGCUGUGAAUCAAUUCACUGUGGAAGAGAUCCUUCCACUAAGACUGAUUCCUGGGGCUCUGCAAGAUAUUAAGAGCGCUCUCCGAUCUCCUAAAGCAUCUGUUGCGGUUGAUCAUUUUGAUACAUGGUUUAGUGUAUUGUGCUUGCAAAAAGAUGUCAGCCCAGAUCUUAAGGAAGAUGCCUGGAAUUCUGUUGUCAAAGUGUCCAUUGUUCAUUCUAAUGAGCUGAUGGUAGAACUGGAAGGCCCGCACAUCUCUGUAGCCUCUCGUGAGCAGCAUCUCCUCAUACUGAAGGCCACAAUGUAUCUCUUGUGUCAGUAUAUGGAGAUGUUUGAAGCGGAGGACACCAAACCUGGCACAAGUGUCGCUGGGCCAAAGGGCAGAGGAAAGAAAAAACAGCCGAGUGACAGCAUGUCCAUCAACUGGGAGAUAGAGCGCGAGCGUGGAGUGCAGGUGCUGUUGCGAACAGUGCAACUGCCAUUAUGUCGACUUUGGGACCCUCCUAUCCCAGAGGAGGAGUUUGUCAACAUGAUUACCUGUUGCUGUUACAAGCUGCUGGAAAACACCAUGAUUAGUCGUAACAAGGACACUCGAGACGUGAUUAUCCGGGUGCUCGCUGUUAUGGUGAAGAAAUACAAUCACUCGCUGGGAGCGAGCCUGAAGAUAAUCCAGUUACUGCAGCACUUUGAACACUUGGUUGUCCCGCUGGCCCAGGCAGUAGAACUCAUCUCCACAGAGUAUGGAGUAAAGACUGUGGUGGCAGAGAUCAUGAGAGAAAUAGGUCGAAUGGACCCCAAGGACUUGGUGAGAGACACAUCAGGCACACGGUCGUACGCCAGCUUCCUUGUGGAGAUAGCUGAGCGGGUGCCAGCCGUUGUGUUGACAAGUAUCAGCGUCAUCCUCAGACACCUGGAGGGUGAGUCUUAUUCAAUGAGGAAUGGUGUAUUGGGUGCUAUGGGCGAGAUCCUCAUCAAAGUCCUCUCCAAAGAUGACCUGGACAACAAACAGAAACUCACACGAGAUCAGAUCCUGGAUAAACUGGAGGAUCACAUUCAUGAUGUCCAUGCCUUUGUCAGGAGUAAGGUCUUACAGAUAUGGCUGAGAGUGGUCAAUGAGAAGUGCUUGCCAUUGAUGCGCCAAGAGAACCUGGUGAAUCUUGUGAUUGGUCGGCUCCAGGACAAGUCCUGUCAGGUCCGGAAACAGGCCAUACAGCUGAUCACCACCCUUCUGCAGAGCAACCCUUUUGCAGCAAAGCUGCCAUUGGAAGAGUUACAGCUGAGCUAUGAGAAGGAGAAGAGUAAGCUAGAGGAGAUGAUGCCAGAGCCAGUAUCCCCAUCACCAGAUGACACCUUAACAGAGCAGACAACUUCCAGCUGGAAAACCAUUGCCACCAAACUGGAGAACUACUUAAAGGUAGAUAACAAUGAUGAUGGACCCACUGAGGAAAGUGAACCUUCAGAUGAAGAGGACGAGGCAGAUCUGAUUACUGAGGACGACACACCUGUGAGUGUUGCAGAGAAAUUGUGUGUUUUGCUGGAUGGAGAAGAAUUCAAGAAAGUGCUAUCUCUACUAGAGGCUGCCCAGGAGGCUUGGCCUGACCACCCAUACUACCAUGGCAACUGUCAAUCUUCUGAAGAGCCAGAAGAUGAGGCUGAAAGCCAGACUGAGGACACUCCUCAUACUAAGAAUAUCCUGUCCACUCUCCAGAAAGUAUUUGUGGAUUAUAAGAAGUCUCGUCUCAUGUCUGCCUCGGAUGUUGUGCAGCACCAGGAGGAAGUGGCGCGUCGUGCCUCUGAGAGCGGAGUGGUCAAUGAGCUCACCAAGCAACAAGUGCUCGUCCAGUACCUUAAGGACUCGAUGACGUUUGCAGCUCAGGUUCAGAAGUCAAUCCCGUUACUCUGUCAGCUUCUCACUUCCAAGACCACCUCAGAUGUUCUGGAAACCAUCCAUUUUUAUGUGACAGCGUUCGAGUUUGGAGUGAACAACGCCAUCAUCGGAGUGCGCAAAAUGCUCGUACUGAUCUUCUCCAAGGAAGCCUCUGUCAAAGAAGCAGUUGUGUCAGCUUACAAACGACUCUAUUUGACCCCUCAGGCUGGUAAUGUCAGGGCAAAGGCGCUAAGCAUUGUGAAGAACCUGACAGCACUGACACAUGGGGCAACAGCUGGAGACAUCACCUCACUGGCAGAAUUGAUGUGCGAGUUUUACCGCUCCGGUGAAGUGGAUGGUCAUGUGAUCCAACUUCUUUGGGAGAGGUUCACACUCAAGCAGACGACAACGAUGGUUGAGGAAAGUCGUGCAGCCCUGGUGCUGCUCUCCAUGAUUGCAGGGGCAGAGACAGAGAUUGUGAAGAGCAACAUCGAUGUGCUGGUGAAGGAAGGGCUGGGACCCCGGGCAGAGACUGACUUCCAGCUGGCCAGGGACACAUGUUUGGUGCUCCUAAAACUAAGGUCAUCUGAAAAGCUAAAAGGAGCAGUUUCCAAGGAGCCAUUCAGACUACAGAAAGAUCAUGAGAUGUUUAAGCGUUUAGCUGAUAUUCUGGUAGGAGGUAUGUCUAACCUGGAGAACCCCUACUGGAUCCCCAUGGCAGAACAAGCUGUCAAUGUGAUCUACCGGCUAGGUGAACAUCCAGACACUAUCUGCUCAGACAUCAUAAAGAGGCUAGCAGGGGAGAUAAUCAGUGCAUCCAAGACAGAGACCAGCGCUGAUUUUACAGUUGAAGCAGAUAACAACAAUGAUGAUCAACAGCCAAGUGCUGAGCCCACACAAGAUCAGGCUGGGAACGGAGUGAGCUCCCAUGAUCCUCCUACUGUAGGCUGCCCGGCUGGCUUUCUGACUCGCCUGCUGUCGCUUGCUGGUCAUGUGGCCUUCCGUCAGCUCGUCUACCUGGAUUGUGACCUGUUCGGGGAACUCAAGCGCCGUCAUGCCGUACAAGAAGAGAAGAAAGAGAGAAAAGCUGGACGAAAAUCUCCUGCUGGCGCUGUGCUUGAAACCCCAGCCACCUGCAACAGGUCAAAGGACAACACACGAGAGGGAAUUGAGGAAGAGCUAGGCCUGACAGGUGCAGUGGCUGAAGAUGCUGAGGCUGAUUACAUCAGGAAAAUCUGUGAGCAGGAUGUUGUCACAGGUCUAAGCCUGUUAGCGGCUUUACGCCCCUUGCUGGUGUGUGUGUGUACAAACCAGGCCAAGUAUCCUGACCCCCAGCUGAGAACGGCAGCCUGUCUCGCCCUUGCCAAGUUCAUGAUGGUUAGUUCUGAAUUCUGUGAAACCCAUCUACAGUUACUGUUCACCAUCCUAGAGAAGUCCAAGAACCCAGUGAUUCGGGCAAACACAAUAAUAGCCUUGGGAGACAUGACCUUCCGUUUCCCCAACCUAAUAGAGCCAUGGACUCCUCAUCUCUACGCCAGGUUGGGCGACCCCUCCACUCAAGUGAGGAAGACCACGCUGCAGGUGCUCUCUCACCUGAUCCUUAACGACAUGGUCAAGGUCAAAGGUCAGAUCAGCGAGCUGGCCACAUGUAUUGUUGAUGAUAAUGAAAAGAUCUGUGGACUCGCUAAACUCUUCUUCAGCGAACUCUCCAAAAAGGGUAACGCUGUGUAUAACAUAAUGCCUGAUGUGAUCAGCCGUCUAUCAGACCCUGACAUUGGGGUGGAUGAAGAGCUCUUUAGAACCAUCAUGAGGUACCUGUUCUCAUUCAUCCAGAAGGACAAGCACUGUGAGAGUUUGGUGGAGAAGCUGUGUCACAGGUUCAGACCCACAAGGACGGAGCGUCAGUGGCGAGACCUGUCCUUCUGCCUCUCGUUGUUGUCGUACAGUGAGAAGGGACUAAGAAAGCUUCAAGAGAACUUCGCGUGUUAUGCUGAUAAGCUGGCUGAUGACACUGUCUAUGAGUGUUUCUCUUCAAUCCUGGCCAAUGCCAAGAAGGGCUUCUCCAAACCAGAGGCAAAGGCAGCAGCUGAGGAGCUGGAGGAGCGUGUAGAACAGUGUCACAGAAAAGGUCUGGAGGAAGAUGAAGUGGCCGAGAAAGCCAGUCAAGCCUCGGAGGCGGCAAGCAGGAAAUCCAGGGGGAAGAAAACUCCGGCCAAAGGCAGGAAAGCAGGUGGAAAGGCGGGUCGGCGAUCAACUCGUAAAAAGCAAUUUGUGGACAGUGAGGAGGACGAAGAGGACAAUCAGUCAGAAGAGAGCGAGGUAGAGGAGCGUGCUCAGCCAAAGAGAGGUGGGCGGAAGACCAAGCCCGUGCUGUUUGAUUCUGAUGAGGAGAGCGAUCUAGAACUGUUUGAAGUGGACAAGUCCUUGAGAAAUUCUGAUGCCGAGAAUGAGCCACAGACAGAUGCUGUUGACAAGACAGGUGAUUCUCGCAGCCUUACAGAGACCCCCAAGUCACACAGGAGGGGACAGGGGUCAGCCAAAACACACAUGUCUGGCAGGAAGACACGGAUGAGGCCUUUACAGAAUCUCAACUCGCCGGCGUAGCAAAUUUCCAAUAGUGUAUCUCAUGAGCUUUGUUGGUUUUUUUUUAUGAACUUUAACCCUCUUCAUCUUAGACUGUAGAUGGCUUCACACGCUAUACUUCAACCAUCCUCUAGCCUAACUUGCUAGCAAGCUCUGAGAGACUGACUUGCUAGCAAGCCCUGAAGGCCAAACUUGCUAGCAAGCUCUGAACGCCUAACUUGCUGUCAAGCUCUGAAAGCCAAACUUGCUAGCCAGUUCUGAAAACCUAACUUGCUAGUAAGCUCUGAAUGCCUAACUUGCUCGCAAGCUGUGAAAUCCUAACUUAAUAUGCUUGGGUUGUCCUCUUGCUAAAAGCUCUUAAGGCUAAACUUCCUAUACUUUUCUUAUGCUAUCUUGCUAGUAAGCUCUGUAGAUGGUAUAUCCUGCUCUGUUAUUUUGUGAACUUACUGUCCAUGUCCAUUCUGUGUCCAAGUACCAUUUCUUUGUCAAUCUGUGUAUCACCCUAUCACCACAUGUCACAUCAUCACAUUGUUUUGUUUAUUGUUUUGAAUCUGGAUGACAUACCAGGUCUAUUAAACCCUUCCUAAUAAAUCGGUCUAGUGUUACUGUAGAAGUCGCCAGAUUUUAACCUUGUUACAUACAUAUAACUGAUACAGAAUAAACUGACACUUCAUAAAUUCUGCGUGUUUGGUGUGGUGUUUGCCAAAGGAUUGUACAACUGUCAUGCUUGUAUUUA